Messenger RNA from Fukomys damarensis (Damara mole-rat), 1492 nucleotides. It is a transcript of the gene Allc, whose product is annotated as allantoicase. Lineage: Eukaryota; Metazoa; Chordata; Mammalia; Rodentia; Bathyergidae. Gene Ontology annotation, biological process: allantoin catabolic process. Gene Ontology annotation, molecular function: allantoicase activity. The record is from RefSeq and is a predicted model, not a curated record.
ACCAUGGGUCCUAUAAACUCUCUCUGGGCUGGCACUGUGCACCUUCCCCUUCUGGCUUGUGGGGAGCAGAUGAGCCCUCCUGAGCUCUGGGCUUCACUUUCUGUGUGAGCCUGGCAGCCGUGUGGGGGACCGAACGGCGUGGACAGAGUGUGGCUCCUCUUCCCUCUGCUGUCCAGCUAGCAUGGCGGACACCCCGAAGGAGGGGGCGCUGACCCGCUUCCUGGACUUCACCCAGCUGGUUGACAUGGCGUCAGAGUCUGUUGGAGGGAAGAUUUUAUUUGCAACAGAUGACUUCUUUGCUCCCGCUGAGAACCUCAUAAAGAGCGACAGCCCGACCUUCAAAGAACAUGAGUACACUGAGUUUGGGAAGUAUGACGGAUGGGAGACCAGGAGGAAGAGAGUCCCAGGUCACGACUGGUGUGUCGUCAGGCUGGGCAUCCAGGGUGUCAUCCGGGGCCUUGACGUGGACAUCUCGCACUUUGCCGGAAACCAACCUCCCCGCGUGUCUGUCCAAGCCGCCUGCCUGGUAGAAGAUCAACUGCCGGAGAUCCCACCGCGAGGGGUGAGGACAGGAACCGCAGCCAGCCCGGAGGAGUUCAGCGCCAUUGCAGAGCUACAGUCGGACGAUUGGUAUCACUUGGUGCCCAUGACGGAACUUCGGCCGGAAAACCCCUCGUCCAGCCAUAACUGUUUCCUCGUCAACUCCCAGCAGAGGUGGACUCACGUGAGACUCAAUAUCUUCCCAGAUGGUGGGAUUGCACGACUUAGAGUGUAUGGUACUGGACAGAAAGACUGGAUUGCAACAGACCCCAAAGAACCCACAGACUUGGUGGCCAUCGCUUUUGGAGGCGUCUGUGUGGGAUUUAGCAACACCCACUUUGGACACCCCAACAAUAUGAUAGGAGUUGGCAAGGCCAAGUCCACGGCAGACGGCUGGGAGACCGCCAGGCGGCUGGACCGGCCUCCAGUGUUAGAAAACGACGAGAACGGCCUUCUCCUCGGUCCAGGGUGCGAAUGGGCCGUCUUCCGGCUGGCCCAUCCUGGGGUUAUAACUCAAAUAGAAGUCGACACCAGACAUUUUAAAGGCAACUCUCCGGACAACUGCAAAGUGGAUGGCUGCGUCCUGACCAUGCAGGAGGAGGAGGAGGCGGCCAAGCGGAAGUGGACCCUUCCAGCCGCGAAGUGGAAGCCACUGCUCCAGGUCACCAAGCUGUCGCCCAACCAGAGCCACGUGUUCGACAGCCUCACGCUGGAGCUGCAGGACGUCAUCACGCACGCGCGGCUCAGCAUCGCCCCGGAUGGGGGUGUGGGCCGCCUGCGCCUGCGCGGCUUCCCCAGCUCCAUCUGCCUGCUGCGGGCGCGCGAGAGGCUGAGCAUGCGCUUCGCCAUGAAGGGCGGCUUCAAGGCCAGCCUGUAGCCCUGAGAUCGGCCAGUCUCCUCCCGCGGCUGCUCACGGGCCGCCAAUAAAGUGGUCCCGGUGCAAAGAGCCAUG